AUGCUCUCCAUUUCCUUUAACAAGGUGCACCGUCAAACGGUGUUUUACUUGUAUCGACUGCUUUUGCGAAAUACGCUGCGGUGCCAGAACCUUGAUGAGUCCACAAGAGAGCACUGGAUUGCUCGAAUACAAAGACGAUUUCGAAACCAGAUCAAAAACGACGAUAUACUACAGGUCCAGCACCAGAUAAAUGAGGCGCUGAGUCACAACGAGAAGCUGCUUGCCGCCAACGAGGGAGACCAGACGUGUUUGGACGAGCUGGUUACACGGGCAGGCACACAUAAGAAGCCCAAGCUUCCAGACUCGCUGACUCUAAGAAAAGUGGUCAAUAGAGAAGUGGCUGCCAGAGCGCUGGAACAGGAGAUUGCGAGAGAAAAACGCCAGCUGGCGAGCUGGAUGAAGACGUACAUCGAGAAACAGCAGCAGCGAAAUGCCUUGCCGUCCAAGAGCGAGCUGGACCCGAAAUAUGUGAACACUAUUUUACGGUCCAAGGUGUUGUACGAACGUGCCAAAAGAGACUUUCGAAUUCUGGACGAAAAGUACUCGCGACCGUCCACUGCGCGAGUGAAAAGCGUGACGGGGACGCUGAACUCUCUGUCUGUGAUUAGCACGCCGUGGAACGAGCAUAUUCAUGUCACUGGAAGAAGAGGCAUUUAUUUGCAACGGACGCGGCAUCAGGAGUAUGUGGACGAGCUGAACAAGUACAAGGACUGGGAGCGCAUGUGGAAACAGUGGCAUGAAAGAGAACAGGAGUGGGAGGACCUGGUGACGGGGAAGAAGGGACACGAAUGGCUCAUAGUUGGAAACGAGUGGAAGAAAAAUCUGACAGCACGAGGAAUCCAGGUGGAGGAAGAUACCAUGUUCCACAACAAGCUGUCACAGGUGCUGUUCAAGAAGAUGAAGCCGGAGUUUGACGAGAUAUGGACAAAGAGCGGCAACAACUUGAAGCGACUUAAAAAAGUGCUGGUAGCAGAGGGGAUAGGGCCAUACACGGACGUGGUUGACGAGUCUCUAGGGAGUCUGAUGCGUCAGCACGGGUUCAAGUCGUCGAGCAGACUCAAACGACUGAAUAUAGAGUAG
Messenger RNA from Ogataea philodendri, 1080 nucleotides. RefSeq lists its product as uncharacterized. The coding region runs from base 1 to 1080 and encodes 359 amino acids. The transcript has a single exon. The record is from RefSeq and is a predicted model, not a curated record. NCBI's taxonomy places the organism in Eukaryota, Fungi, Ascomycota, Pichiomycetes, Pichiales, Pichiaceae.